Messenger RNA from Haemonchus placei, 498 nucleotides. The record is from the annotation of a GenBank genome assembly. NCBI's taxonomy places the organism in Eukaryota, Metazoa, Nematoda, Chromadorea, Rhabditida, Trichostrongylidae.
GAUCUCGCACUGAAGAAGGUCCUCCCUACCGAAGUGGUAGAUCCUAUUUUCAUAACUAAAUUCCUCCCUGAAUUCACUUCUUUGAUGGUCGAAGACUGCAUCAGAGCGGAACUUAUGCGUACGAACAGUGAUCUUGGAGAAGAAUUCGUUGUUAGCAACUACCUCUCCAAACCGUCCGACCGGUUAAUUACAUUUUUGAAGGCCAGUCGCCUUGCUUCACUGCUGUGGUAUCAUUGUUGCAUUGAUAUGCUUCCCAGCAAAAAACGAAUUGGCGAUAUACGUGGAUUUGCACGAUAUGCCGAAUGUCUGCCUUUUUUGAGGGAUAAUAUUGCAUCCACUGGUGUUUGGUGCCACCUACUCUUCCAAAGACUCAUUUAUUCGAAUCAGUACGAAGCUGCUUUGGUGGAUUCUGCAAUAUACACUGCAAUCAUAGAGCAAGUGCUGCUCAAGAACUUGGAUGUUGGGGUAGGUGGUAUCGUGAUUUUCCUUACAGACUGA